Molecule: messenger RNA, 5414 nt
Organism: Homarus americanus (American lobster)
Lineage: Eukaryota; Metazoa; Arthropoda; Malacostraca; Decapoda; Nephropidae
Product: solute carrier family 35 member C2-like
Exons: 10
Coding region: 2657-3958 (433 amino acids)
Biological process (GO): UDP-glucose transmembrane transport
Cellular component (GO): cis-Golgi network; endoplasmic reticulum-Golgi intermediate compartment; Golgi apparatus
Molecular function (GO): antiporter activity
Source: RefSeq, a predicted model, not a curated record
AGAGCCAAUGAAUUAAAAGGUUACCAUGUUAAACCUCGGGAUGGGUUCAUACGAGUUGAACUACAUUCCUCAUAUUUUCCCUACGUGGUGCAGUGUCACUUGUGUUUUACAUGUAUGGGGGAUAAUGGUAUUUUUUGUAGAAUUAAUAAGUCCUAGGUUUCUUCUACUGUGAAUUUUGUCUUGGAUUUGAUUUUGCAUGAUUCGUCUUAAACUGAGCCCCAGGAGGAUUUGUAGAGAGUCAUACAUUUUUGUGGGUUAUUUAUGGUAAACGAAAGCUACCCGGUACUGUACGUGCUCAUGGUAGGCUAUCCAUACCAGUAAGCUACCAUACCACUGGAAUUUGUCUUUAUGUUGCUAAAUAAAGAACAGAACCUCAUUCAUAAUGCAGUAUAUGCCACUUUAAAUCUACAAAUACUGUAUGCAACUGAUGGAUUUACAGAGAAAUUUUUUUUUCAUAUACAUUAGGUAACAUGGCUAAUGGCAUGUAGUGACUUGUUGGAGUCUUACAGGUCACUCACUGUAUGACCAAUUGUGGUCUUUUAAGUCACUCAUUGUGUGACCUGUUGGGGUCUUGCAGGUCACUGUUAGCCUUAGACAAGACAGUGGGUGUUUAAGGCGGUGGAUUCUCACAGAUUACAGUACUUGUUUAUUACUGUUGGCCCUAAAAUGGAAAUUUAUUCUUUAAUCCUUUCUGAGUUUGUCUUAUUUGUGUUAAUAGCUUUUUCAUCCAUGUAGUUAUUCAUGUAGUACAGGAGUUGACAUAAUGGCCUUACUCAAAGAUAGCUAAUUUUCUUGCAGGAAUUUGUAAGGACCCAGUUAGGAUCAUUUGACUACCUGUGUAAACACCUCUAAAUAUGCAUUGUCUACUGUAUAUAUAUAUACUGGAAGGCAUUUUGUGUACAGUUAAUGAGGCAUGGAUGCAUGUUACUUAUAUAUCAGUUAUGGGUCAUUUGAACUACGUAUAUUGCUUUAAUUGUAGAACUAAACCGAAUGUGCAUGCGGGGCCCAGGCUGUAGCUACUGUACUUAUUACUCUACUGUAUUCUCAAAAAGCAAUGUUUUCAAGUUGCUUUCUUUGCCUUUUGAAUGAAGAAAUUUAGACACUUAUUAGUUCAUAAGUUUAUUACAUUGAAUGGGACUUUUUCUGGUCCAUGGCAUCUGACUUAUGACCUGCACAAUAACCUCUGGGUCAGUCACACACUUGGACCUCUAGAAUGUGUCAGUCCCCAGAGAAUGUUCUUUGCUUGGCUGUGGGAACAUUAUCCUGACAGACACAGUGAAUACAUUACCAGUGAAUCCCUGCACAUUUAAUACAGUAUAUCCUCUAGCUAUCUCGGGGACCAACGGGGAAAUCCAUGUGGAAACCCCAACUCUAAAUAACCUAGAACACAUGAGUCCUGUAAGCAUCCUAAUAAACAAAUAAAAUUUCAUCAGUUUAUAAUUCAUAAGUGUAACUUCUAACUUGAGUUGGCUUUAAUAUACAGUAUAUAUUUUUUACUGAGAUGUAAUUUAAUUAUUUUGUUUGAGAAGGGGAAAGAGUAGAUGGAGAUGUUUGGGGUUCCAGAAAAUAUUACAUUUGGUUUAUAGGGUUCCUUGGCCAAGAAGAGGUUGGGAACCACCAACCACCCUUGUAUAGUGUAUCCUUGAACACAGUCUCAGCUCUCUGGUGUCACCCAAACUGUCGAGACAUUCCAGCAGUAGUGUUGUAAACUGUCAGCCCCCAGUAUAGUGAUGUAGAAUAUAUUGAAAUUGAAAAACAUUAUUUAGCUAGGAAAAUACAAAGUGACCUAUGAAAAAAAUACUGUAUUGAAAUGGCUGAGCCGAGUGAGAACUGUGACACUCUUAGUAGCACCUGAGAAUACUGUACAAUUAUCUCAAGGAAAUUAUUAUACAGUGAAGCCCCCAUAUCCAGCAACCAUGGGAUGACCUCCAAGCUGGAUACAGUAGCUGUAGGAAAUUACCAUUGUUUAGAAGGUGGCAUUUCUUAUGUACUUGUAAUAGGUUACCGAUACACUGUGUACUUGUACCUAGCAGGUGCUCCUCUUCUUACAAACAAGUUACAUUCUUGGGGAUUGUUCAUAAGUCCAACUUUACUCUUGUAGAUAAUGAAUAUGUAAAUAUAUAUCAAAACGCAAGGAAUAUUAUGGCAAAUGUAAAGUAACGGCCUACACAGUAAGCCAAAAGGCUAAAGCAAACUCAACUUCCUGUACCUCCUUUCCCAGCUUUUGUAAAACAUACCACAUACCUUUUUUAUGUUAUUUAACAAUUGUGCUAUUUCAAGCAACUUUUGUAUAUUAUCUGGAUGAAAAAGUGCAGCUAAAACCAUUGAGGAAAAGUUAAAUGAAAGUUUAACACAGUCGUCAUUUGCAUAGACACUGGCUGCUUGGCUUCAAAGCUCAUCAUAACAAUGCAGCCCAGCUGGGAUGAUGUCUCUGCCUACCCCUUAGCAACAGGGCUAACACACUGUGGUGUGUUAAUCUUACCUAUGUUCAUAUCAUUUACUAUUUUUUCCCUCAUAUCUAUUCGCAAACUUUUACACAGUGCAGUAUAGCAAACAAAGUUCUUAAAUUACCUCCAUAACCUCCUAAGGGACUUCUAAGGAGAUAUUUGAUCCCCCCUCCCAGUAAAAAGUAAAGAGAGUGACCACAGCCGCUGACAUGGAAGGAAAUAUCUCGAGUGGACAGAUUGACACAACAGAUGGAACCAAUGGUAUCGUGAACAUGACGGGGCUGGAGGUGACGGAGGGUCGGCUAACGAGGCGGCGGGGAGGACGGAGGCUUGGGCAGAUGAUAAUCCAUUGUAUACGAACAUUGAUUCUUAUCCUUAUGUAUUAUACUUGCUCCAUCGGCCUCACAUUUUACCAGAAGAGGUUAUUCCGGGAUUUCAAGUUUCCUCUAACAGUAGUAAUAGUACAUCUCUUCAUAAAGUUUGUCCUGGCCGGGCUGUUCCGGGUAACAUACACUCUGGUAACAGGUAUCCCAAGAGUCACACUUCCCUGGGACAUUUACUGGAGAAGGGUUUUACCUCCUGGGGCUGCUGCAGGCAUUGAUAUUGGCCUCUCUCAGUGGUCCCUUGAGUUCAUCACUGUAGCCUUAUACACGAUGUCCAAGUCUACAGCCCUCUUAUUUAUUUUAAUAUUUGCUAUUAUCUUCAAAUUAGAGGAAAUGAGGUGUAGCGUGGUGGUGCUAGUGGUACUCAUUACCGGGGGUCUCUUCCUCUUCACCUACAAGUACACGCAGUUUAACCUCUUCGGGUUCAUUCUGGUCAUCAUAGCGUCUUUACUCAGUGGUUUGCGGUGGACAUUAUCCCAGUUAGUGAUGCAGAAGUCUGAGCUGGGAUUAAGUAACCCUAUUGACAUGGUAUAUCACAUUCAGCCGUGGAUGACUGUUUCUCUUCUCCCAUUGGCUAUCAUCAUGGAAGGCACAGCGAUAGCAGCGAGUGAAUAUGGAUUCAGAUUUACUGAUUCAUCCGAUGCUUUACAUAUGUGGGGCAGAGUCAUGUUUGGGGCGGUCCUUGCCUUCUUCAUGGAGGUGUCUGAGUACCUCGUCGUCUGUUUCACGUCUUCACUCACGUUUUCUAUUGCCGGUGUGGCCAAGGAGGUCAUGACUCUGUCCCUGGCCGUCUAUAUUUACAAUGAACAUCUAACUUCUAUCAAUUUAAUGGGAUUCUUGCUAUGCAUUAUCGGCAUUGCGCUUCAUGUGGUCCUGAAGGCCAUAUAUCCCCCCAAACCUCCCCCGCCUCAGCAACAGCACAUCUCAUUAUCUCCAGCAGAUGGCUACCAGAAAGUACCCUUGUUAUCUGAUACUGAUGGUGAAGAGCAAGAACUUUAUUCAAGGGCACUCGAACAGUACAUGUUAAGACUGACGUGUACAGCCACCUACAAAAGUCCUGUCGCCUCUCCUGAACCACAAUCCUUGAGAUUCAGACUCGUGAAUCUGAAGCAUUCAUGGACAGAAUAAUGCUUAAAUUUUUACUGCUUCAGGUUCACGAGUCUAAAUCUCGGGGUUUGUGAAACAGCAGGAGAAAUGACGGGACUUAAGUGGGUGACGGAACCUAAUAUGAUCAUCUGUCUAAAAAAAUUUUUUCGACUAACAUAGUUACUGUUUGUAAGUUGUUACAGUACAUUGUUCCUAUUUCAAACUUUGCCACUUUUAGAAGUUUUAUAUGAAGUUCACUUUCACUUACAGCUCAUUGGAUUAGAUUGAACCUUAUGGCAUCUUUUUGUCAUUAAUGUCCCCAGAUGUAAGAUUUUGAAAUACUGUACCAGAAUUUGUUGAGAAUAUUGUGUGACACCAUUUAUCUCUGAAGUGAAUAGUAAUCAUAUACAUUGUAAUUAUUUUAUUUGUUCAGGUUUCAUUUCUGUUUAUUACCAGUCUGGGGAUAUAAAACAGAAUUGAGGCUUUGCUGUUAUAUAUGACUGAAGUUAAGGCAUUGGUAUUUUAGAGGCAAGAGCAAAUAUUUCUUUGGAGGUUUUAUUGUGUUCAGAAGGGGGAGUUUCGACUUCUGCAAUGUAUUAUUUUGAAUGGUGAAUAAAUAUUAGAGCUUACGUAAAAGGUACCUUUACAGCUUCUGCAUCAUAACUCCCUAAAUUUGGUUGAAAACAAAUGGAAAUAAGAACUUUAUGCUGGUGCAUUAUAGAACUUGUCAUCAAAAUUAGAACUCUCUGUAUGUAUUUUGGGGAAAUUACAGGUGAUUCACUCUGGUAGUCUUACCUUUAUUUAUAACAGGCUGUACUGUACUCUGUUCAUGUUUGGUGUAUAGUUUAAUAAAGGUUUUAAUGUUUUCUCUGGUUUAUUCAUAUAACUAGAAUAAAGAAUUUGAUGGUAAAAUUCUGUGACUACCAGGGAGUGAAUCACCUUCGUGUCUAGUUCCUACUGUUUUUCAUGUAAAUAUAGUCUGUUUAAGAUGAAAUUAAAGGCUUAAAAAAAUGAUUAUCCGGGUAUAUAAAAUAUUGAGGCCUUAAAGAACCGGGAAAUAUCCUGAAUGAUAACGUCGGAAUUUGUAUCUGAUGAAACAAACGGUGAAACAUUCCAGAAAACUGACCUUUUGCUAAAAGUUCUACUUUAACUUCUUACUUGUUAACUUUAUCUUCCUCACUGGAAACUGUUUAAUUAUGAGUAUCUUUCAAAUAUUUCUUUUGGUGCUGUGAUGCUCAUAGUCUAUUAUACAGUAUAUGGUAUUUUGUGUAGCUGAUUGUGUGUCUGUCUUAAUGACACAGUGCAUUCCAGACGGGCUACGGUGACCCUUAAUAUUAUUUUUAUACAGAUUGCUGAAGACUAUAUAUGUGAUGUACAUUAUUGACGUUGAUCAGUCACUAAGACUUUUUUACGACUGAAAAUAGUCUUCCUCUUAGUAGUGUUGGUAUUAGGAGUUUUGUGGGAGAUGUGUUUUUUAUGAAUAAAGAUUAUGGUUUGA